GUCAAAAAAGCCGCGCAAUGUGCUAUUUCGACCAGAUAAGUGGAGCCGAAGACUUGAGCAGAGGGACGAUAUCUUUGUUCUAUUUCUCUCUCCUCAUUCUCUCUCCUCUAAGACACAACGUACGGACAGUUGGACACUGUUUUUACAUUCCUCCACUGGAAUCUACUUCUCCAUAGCAAUUUAUUUGGUCUCUGGAACUCAACUCUGCUUUGCUCAAGCCUUUCGAGACUAUCAAUUAGAUCAAAACUUUUUUCUCAAGGUACACAAAAAGAAGUAGAAGAGGAAGAGGAGGGGAUGUCUUUCAUUGGGACUCAACAGAAAUGCAAGGCUUGUGAGAAGACAGUGUAUCCUGUGGAGCUAUUGUCAGCUGAUGGAGUUAUUUAUCAUAAGUCUUGCUUCAGAUGCACCCAUUGCAAAGGCACUCUUAAGCUGAGUAAUUACUCGUCGAUGGAAGGUGUUUUGUACUGUAAACCUCAUUUUGAGCAGCUCUUCAGGGAAUCCGGGAAUUUCAAUAAGAACUUCCAGUCGCCAGCUGCCAAAUCAGCUGAAAAGUUAACUCCGGAGCUGACAAGGUCCCGUAGCAAAGCUGCUGGAAUGUUCUCUGGGACUCAGGAAAAAUGUGCUACCUGUGGGAAGACGGCUUACCCUCUGGAGAAGGUGACAGUUGAGAACCAAUCCUACCACAAGUCGUGUUUUAAGUGUUCUCACGGAGGAUGCUCCUUAACACCCUCAAACUAUGCAGCUUUGGAUGGAAUCUUGUAUUGCAAGCCUCACUUCUCCCAACUGUUCAAGGAGAAAGGUAGUUACAACCACCUAAUCAAGUCGGCUUCGAUGAAACGCCCAAUA
This is a messenger RNA of Cuscuta epithymum, 846 nucleotides long. The record is from the annotation of a GenBank genome assembly. NCBI's taxonomy places the organism in Eukaryota, Viridiplantae, Streptophyta, Magnoliopsida, Solanales, Convolvulaceae.